UAAGUAUUAUUCGGGCCAAAUUGGGGGCCAAAUUAGGGCACAGCUUAUCUCCAUCAAACUGGACGCUACUCUGCUCCUUCGCUCCAACUUCCAACUCCAAACUCUCUCUCUCUGAAUUUUAAAGGAGGUUGUAAAAAACUAAUGUCAUCAGAUACUGCAAAAGAAAAUGCAUCUGUAGUUGAUUCCUCAGUGACUGAAUGGAAAAACGAAAGAGGGAAUAUGGACGAACCAGAUACUCCAAGCUACAGAGCAAAUGAGGAUACAUGUCGUUCUAGAGCAGAAGAGCGGACAAAUUCAUGUCAGCAGAUUGGAAUUUCAGGUGCAAUUGGAAAUGGUAAAUUCUAUGGCGUAAGAUAUUUCAUAAUCAAGAGUUUGAACCAUGAAAAUAUCCAGUUAUCAGUAAACAAAGGGAUUUGGGCAACUCAAGUCAUGAAUGAGCCAAUUCUGGAUGAAGCAUUUAAUAAUUCCAGCAAAGUGAUACUAAUAUUUAGUGUCAACAUGAGUGGCUUCUUUCAAGGGUAUGCCGAAAUGAUUUCAACUGUUGGUUGGAGAAGAGACCAAGUUUGGAGUCAAGGAAAUGGUGGACGUAAUCCUUGGGGCCGCAGCUUCAAAGUGAAAUGGUUGCGAUUGUAUGAUCUGCCUUUCCAAAGAACUCUUCACCUUAAGAAUCCAUGGAAUGACUACAAACCAGUCAAAAUUAGUAGAGAUUGCCAGGAGUUACCUCCAGAUAUUGGUGAAGCUUUAUGUGAGCUCCUUGAUGGACAAGAUGCUUUGGAUGUUAAUUUGAAAAUGGAUAGAUUUGCAAGGAAUGAUCUCUCUUUUAAAAGGCCAUAUGUAGAGCCUUCAGUUCAUCCUGGGGGUGAAGAGUAUAAUGCAUCUCUACAUAUGGGGUCCAUGCUUUAUCCCUCUUUUCUCUACCAACAUCAAGUUAAUGCUCAUGGACUGCACAUAGCACCUCAAGGAAUAAAUGGUGUAUUUGCUGCGGAGGAGUCAGCUAUUGCAUCAGGGGAAUCGAAAUCAAAACAGUCAAGGCAUUCACAAAAAAAUGGAAGCCUUGCUAAUCUUCAUGUAGACGCUGAUGUGGGUCCUCGAAUCAACAUGUGGGGUUUGUCAGCAGAAAGGAGCCCACUUGCGAGUAAUUUGACUGAAGAUGACAUUCUUGAAAUGACGUAUGAAGAGUAUCUUGAAGCUCAUAGCACAGGAAGCAAAAGAUCGCACCCCCCUGUUUCAGGACCAUCGCGAAGUACACAGAGGUCAUUAGGCAGUGAAGAAAACUGUGAUGAUUCGCAGUCGGGCAGUUCGAAGAAAAGGAGAAGUCACUGAAUCUAAAUCCGCUAAGUGGUAACGUUGAUCUUCAUGGGAAGCAGGCAAUGAUUGAUAUGUAUUGUUGCAUUCGUCGCGAAGUGGUGGCUUUUGCAAAAAAAAUUCAGUUUAUUUUUGUAAAACUUAAAACUUAGGAGCAAAUAUUGCUAUGGUGUUGUAUUAUAUCUGUACUGUAUUAUAUGGCCCUCUUGUCACCCUCCUCCUUCCCCUCCUGCAUUUGAAUGGAAACUUUUACUGUCAAUGCAAACUUGUACAGGAAAAUUAGCAGUCUCUAUAUUAUUUAUUUGUUCAUUCGUAAAA
Messenger RNA from Nicotiana attenuata, 1623 nucleotides. RefSeq lists its product as uncharacterized. The record is from RefSeq and is a predicted model, not a curated record. NCBI's taxonomy places the organism in Eukaryota, Viridiplantae, Streptophyta, Magnoliopsida, Solanales, Solanaceae. Gene Ontology annotation, biological process: mRNA splicing, via spliceosome; regulation of mRNA splicing, via spliceosome. The transcript has 9 exons. The coding region runs from base 142 to 1323 and encodes 393 amino acids. Gene Ontology annotation, cellular component: nucleoplasm. Gene Ontology annotation, molecular function: mRNA binding; N6-methyladenosine-containing RNA reader activity.